Amoebophrya sp. A25 is the source of this 222-nucleotide messenger RNA. Lineage: Eukaryota; Dinophyceae; Syndiniales; Amoebophryaceae. The record is from the annotation of a GenBank genome assembly.
CGCAGAGGCCCCGAACGUGAUGGAGGAGAUCAAGAUAUCGCAGUCGGGCACACGGGCUUUGUCGGUGUACAAGCUGUGCGCAAGCACAAACAGUGGACUCACACCAGAACAGGAGAGGAUACUCUUAGGCGGCGUAUCGCCAGAAGAGGUCCUGCGCGGAAGGAGAGGACAUCCAGCAAUUAGUCAGGAUUCUCAGCAUGGAGGAAACGCCACCACGACGAC